Oryzias latipes (Japanese medaka) is the source of this 1017-nucleotide messenger RNA. RefSeq names its product T-cell acute lymphocytic leukemia 2 (gene tal2). The record is from RefSeq and is a predicted model, not a curated record. Gene Ontology annotation, molecular function: protein dimerization activity; DNA-binding transcription factor activity, RNA polymerase II-specific; RNA polymerase II cis-regulatory region sequence-specific DNA binding. Lineage: Eukaryota; Metazoa; Chordata; Actinopteri; Beloniformes; Adrianichthyidae. Gene Ontology annotation, biological process: regulation of transcription by RNA polymerase II.
AAGAGGCAGGAGGGUCCACCGCCGUCACAGACUAACGUCUCAGUUUCACCUCGGGGAUUUAAACCACCAAUGAAUCCUAAAUCAGCAGCCGGAGGAGGACGUGCAUCUGAGAGGACACUCCUGCAGGACCCUCGUUCACUCUUCACGCCGUUCUUCCUCUGAGCAGCGCCAUGACCAGGAAGGUGUUCACCAACACCAGGGAGCGCUGGCGCCAGCACAACGUCAACACGGCCUUCGCGGAGCUCCGGAAGCUCAUCCCCACCCAUCCUCCCGAGAAGAAGCUGAGCAAGAACGAGAUCCUGCGCCUGGCCAUGCGCUACAUCAACUUCCUGGUGCGGCUGCUGGAGAGCCAGGGCGGCCAGCCGGACGGCCGCUCCCCCACAGCUCUGCUCACCUUCCUCAGAGGAAACAUGGAGCAGCUGCGCUCCCCCCCGCCCCGCUGGACCGUCGCCAGCGACACCGAAGCCCCGUCGCCCGGAUCCAGCUGCGACAGCUCCGAGGCCUGGUAGAGGUCUGGAUGCUGGAGGAAAACACAGAUUAUGGACCCGAGCCGGGCAGAACCAGACCCGAACCCAUGAGGCCAGAGGGAACCUACUGCCAUACGUUUUCUGUCACGCCUGAAGGGAUUCCGCUUUUCCACGAGGCAGAGUUCUGAGAGAAAAAUGAAGGAUUUCAUCCAGUCCUGCACUCAAACCACGGCGGAUCUUCCUCCUUUUCCCUCCGUUACAGCAGCACUUCUCUUCUCCCCAAACUAACUAAAUCUGACCUCCUCCUCCUCCUCAAAGAUGAAGGUCAUUUCACUCCGGACGUCUCCCUGCUCCUUGUUAAGGAGCCGGGGACCCGGCGGUCCUCCUCCAUCAAACCACUUUAAGGGUUUUGUCACACGACCAAAGAUCCUGAACUGAUUGUCCUCCGUCUGAAGCGUCUUCUCUGACCUGCUUGUAAGUUUGGCUCGUUGACAAAUAGUCUUAUUUAUUUCAACUAUUUAUUUAAUAAAGGAUUCGUUAUGACUUUUUC